This is a messenger RNA of Panthera uncia (snow leopard), 948 nucleotides long. It is a transcript of the gene TAAR2, whose product is annotated as trace amine associated receptor 2. The transcript has a single exon. The record is from RefSeq and is a predicted model, not a curated record. Gene Ontology annotation, cellular component: membrane. Gene Ontology annotation, biological process: G protein-coupled receptor signaling pathway. Gene Ontology annotation, molecular function: trace-amine receptor activity. Lineage: Eukaryota; Metazoa; Chordata; Mammalia; Carnivora; Felidae. Bases 16 to 948 code for a protein of 310 amino acids.
CAUGUCCGAGUGAUAAUGUAUUCAAUUAUGACUGCAGCCAUGUUUAUCACUAUCUUCGGAAACUUGGUUAUAAUGAUCUCCAUAUCACAUUUCAAACAGCUUCACUCUCCCACAAACUUUCUGAUCCUCUCCAUGGCAACCACCGACUUCCUUCUGGGUUUUGUCAUCAUGCCAUACAGCAUGGUGCGAUCAGUGGAGAGCUGCUGGUAUUUUGGGGAUGGCUUUUGUAAACUCCAUGCAAGCUUUGACAUGAUGCUUAGCCUAACCUCCAUUUUCCACCUCUGUUCCAUUGCUAUUGAUCGAUUUUAUGCCGUGUGUUACCCUUUACAUUAUGCGACCACAAUGACCACCUCCAUGAUAAAGCGACUGUUAGCAUUUUGCUGGUCGGCACCUGCUCUUUUUUCAUUCAGUUUAGUUCUAUCCGAGGCCAACGUUGCCGGUAUGCAGAGCUACGAGAUUCUUGUUGCUUGUUUCCAUUUCUGUGCACUUACGUUCAACAAAUUUUGGGGGACGAUAUUGUUCACUACAUGUUUCUUUACUCCUGGCUCCAUCAUGGUUGGUAUUUAUGGCAAAAUCUUUCUUGUUUCCAAACGACAUGCUCAAGUUAUCAGCAACAUGCCUGAAAACACAAAGGUGGAAGUGAAAAAAAACUUAUCUAAGAAAAAGGACAGGAAAGCAGCUAAGACCCUGGGAAUAGUAAUGGGGGUGUUUUUAGCAUGCUGGCUGCCUUGCUUUCUUGCUGUCUUGAUAGACCCAUACUUAGACUAUUCCACUCCCAUAAUAGUACUUGACCUUUUAGUGUGGCUUGGGUACUUCAACUCUACUUGCAACCCCCUCAUUCAUGGGUUUUUUUACCCAUGGUUUCGGAAAGCCCUUAAGUACAUAUUGUCAGGCAAAAUAUUUAGCUCUCACUCAGGAACUGCAAACCUAUUUCCUGAGGCACAUUAA